AUGAACAAGUCCAAUAUGUUUAUCACUGCUGUUUGUGUCUUAUUUGUGAUAAAACUUACUUCUGUUUGGAGCCACAUUAAGAUCAAAGGUACAAAGGUAAGGUAAGUAGUAGUUGCACGGGACAGUAAUUUAGACGUGCCUCUCAUAAAUGUCUCCAGGAUUCGAUCCUCGAGCCACUGCGUGGUCAUUUGAUUAUUUCCAAAUGGUGGGUGGCGUUUUAGUGUGCCACUUGCAGUGGGAGAAGUGCCUUGCUGUUCCUACUAUACCCAACAGCUUCCACAUGUGUUGCGUGGAGCUGGCUCUUAAGAGGGUGCUUUGCACCCGUAUUGGAAGUAAAGGGCAGACAGGUUAUGGCUUUCAGGGUGAAUGUUCUUCUUCAAUCACGUCACGCGGUAGUGGUCAUCCACUGUCUCAGUGGAAAGGUCGCGUCACCUAACAUUCCCCAUUUAAAACUAAGCAACAUCCAACAAUAUUCUCCAAUUCUCGAAACUGCGCGUGUUGCCAAAAAACGAGAGAAACAAUCAGAUUCACGUAUUCCCAAUAGAACACAGCUGAGUGGCAGCUAAUACAGAUUGGUAUAAAUCUACUGGCGUUCUAUCAUGAAUGCCGUUCUCUGAUUGGCUAAGCUACUCACUAUCUAUUCUGUGAGUAGUGUAGCAGUGUUCCCUUGUUAACAACAUGACAGCCGCUUCUUGGCGUUUCCGAUGAGUCUGUUAAGAGGAUUUAGAUAAAGUUUGAACGACUUGUAGAUUUAUACUAAAACAAUUAAAUUGUUCGCUCCCUAUUUCUACCGCGCGAUAGUUGACUCGUGCUGCUAAUAUAAAAAGGGUUUUCACAUUUUUAAUGAUUUCAGAUAGUAAAUUACGUGAGUUAUAAAGUUGUACAAGGAAAUUGGCGCACACGGAGCCAUAUCAAUUCCACUUUGUUUCAGUAACACUCAAUUUGUCUGGCUGCAAAGUGAUUUUACUUGGAUUUCAUCCAGAUCAGCAAAUCUGAUACCGAUAUAGAAGAGAUGUACUUUAGGAGAAUGCACAAUUAGUCAAUCAGAUUCAAAGAUUUCGGAUCCCGGACAAACUAAAUACUUGCGAAAAAAAAAAAAUCCUUUUGUUAUAAUGCAAACUGGUCAAUGAUGAAAAGGAGAAUUCUUCAUUCGUUCAUUAGUGGUCCGAAUUUUGUAUCGAAGCCUGUUGUUUGUCUUCUCAUUCCUACGUUGUCUUUAUCAGAACGUUAAAAUCGUUCCAGGAGCCCUACUUUUCUUUACCACGACUUAUUAGAAAUACUUCUGUAUCAGUAAGCAUUAUUGUCUUCAAAUUUUAUGUCAGUUACAGUUUAAAAACUAUCAAAAUAUUCUGCAUUACACCUGAGAUAAAAAAGAAAACGUAAACAUUUAUCGCUGUUUUACAGAUAUGCCGCGAAGGACGUCUCUCGCAUAAAUCAGGGUAUGCAAAGUGCUGUGGAAAAAUGCGGUACAAUCCAGCCCAGCAGGUACGUAAUAGUCUCGAUCAAACGCGAUUUUCUUCAUGUUUACUCCAGUCUGUACGCUAAAGGGACUCAGUCAUGGUUAAACUGUUUUAAAAGUUUAGCUAAGCUUUUCAAAUUUGUUGUUUGCAAUCCGUGUUAACCUUCUUCAUUCUUAACCAUCCUUGUUCCUUUAUGGUUUAUUAUCAUCACUUUGAUGUUUUUCUAUCUUUACAAAGUGUUAUUUUCAGGCUUCCUUCAAUUUAACGGUAAUUUUUGUCGAUGCUCAAAAUAACUCAAAAUACCGUGACUGAGUCUCUUUAACCCGUGGACGUACAAAGGGAGGGGAGGGAUUGGAUACCACCCCCUGGUUUUUUCAAAGUUUUGUAAAGAUGAUUUACUUUAACUUUCAGUAGAUCUUCAUUUAUCCUUUGCGGAAAUUUUGAUAUGCAAUUGUGUGUUCAUCAUUUUUGACGUUGCCAUGUUAACCGCAAAUUUCAUGUAGGUUUGGCCAAAAAUCAACUUCUUUGACAUAAUUAAGUACUUUUCUCUAGUUUUAAGCUCCGAUUACCAGCCGCUGUUGGGGAAAUGAGCCCCAGGAUAGACCAGACAAGAGAGAGCGGCGGGUUAGGGCCAAAUUCCAGAAAUUUACCAACUUGCUCAAUUCAUAAGCAUUUUGGCUUGAUUUUAUAUUAACUUUGGUUAUUUCUUGACUUCUUAAGAAAAAAUGAUAAAUUUUAAAAUGGCGGAUCCGAUGUCGUCAUUGGCGUCCUAUGACGUCACAGCCAACUAAUGUGGUAGAGCAAGCUCAGUAUCUAAGGUCACAGGUUUUCAUUAUACGGAACGACACUAAGCCGGGCAUUAACAACUUUUUCUUGCAGUAAACUGGCUAAUAAGGGGGUUUGGUUAUGUAACUGUACUUUGUCAUUGAAUUCGUGCCGUCUACAAACCAUUCGUAAAAAAUCCAACGAGUGAACGAGCGAGUAAUUCAGAUACUAGACAAAGAAAGAUGUGUUAAAGAACAAAUUUAUUUCGAUUUACUUCAUGUUAGUUGUAUUUAGUUCACCAGUUAAGUUCUGCAAAAGUGUUUUCCCGGUGUGCAAUUUCGUGCGAGAUUGUUGUUGUGCUACAAAAACAAUUUCUCUCAGUCGUUGCUGAUCACUCGAAAUCAGACUUUUCUACCAUAAAUUGAGUAGCAGAUAGCGAGUUAAUUCGUUAAGUGUAUUCCACAGAAAUUUUCUCAAAUACAGUAACGAUCAGAGAGGUAAAAUCGACUGAGAGACACAGGAUUAUGGGCCAUUAUAUCGCCUACCUACCAACAGCCAAACCAUCUGUCACGACUUCAAAAAACUCAAUUGAAUUUACUUACGGUGACUUUCCUUGCCAUUUAAAGGUAAAGAGAGUUAAAAGUGCGUUGAUUUAUUGAUUACAGAGGUGUAAACAGGGCGAAAGGUGGACGAUUACGGCUAAUUCGUUCACAAAAAUAGAUCGAUUCGGCGGAUUCCGCCCGCUGUGGCGCCGGUCCCGAUGAGGAAAUCCGGCCGCUACAGGAACCAAUCAGAUUGCAGGAUUUGUUGAAUUCCGCCCGCUCACGAUCUCAAAAAAAAGUACAUAUCUAUACGCCUUAUAUGUUAUCAAUUAUUUUCUGAUUGAAAUUCUUGCAUGUCUCUUGCAAACAACACUGUUUUAUAGAACAUUUAGUUUUAUCAACUGGGUUGAUAAUCUGAAUUGGCCACAGUAAAGAGUUAGCUUUCGAAUUUCUCUACGGUGGCCAAUUCACAUUAGUUACCCAGUUGAUAAUACUAAAUUAUCUUGCAAUGAUCCCCAACGACGCAGCACCACAGUUUCUUUAGAACAACCUCCUUUAUUCGUUUAUUUUAUAUAGAUAUGCUGCCAAGGACAUAUCUUGUCUAAACCGAGGAAUGGACAUUGCUGUGGAGCAAAGGCAUACAACCCAACCUGGCAGGUAAUAUUUUCGAAGGAUAGCAAUUUGUUUUCUACAGUCUCCGCUAACUUUGCUAUCAGCUCGCCCUCAUUCGGCGUUAUUUUGUCCCUAGUGCCCAGUUCCUAUGCCUUGUGUCCGGGCCACGUGGUCUCGGGUUUAUUUACCGAAAAUAAAUCAACUGACUGUGAAGGGAGAAAGGAGAAAGCAGUUCAGAAAUAUGCAAAUUUGGCUAUAAGCCUAUUGUUCUUUCUCAAAAUAGCCCAUCUUUUCUCGCUUGUAAAAUCCACACAUUUCGUCUAAGGCCUGGUAAACUUUAGAGCUGUUUAUUUCAAACCUUAACCCUAUUCAGACUGGGGGCUUUUCGAACCCCCCCUCCGGCAAAAUCGUGAUAACUCCUACACCGAAAGAGCUAUGACGUUCAAAUUUUCUGACUUUUCCUAAAAUUUAUCUAAGAACAUUUUGGUAUAAUCACCAUGUCCAUGUGAUCAAUCAUGUUGCCAUGGCAACCAGUUUCUGACACAUAGGGUUUCGAAAAUUUAAAAAAUGGUGAUUUUUUUGUUUUAAGAUCGCGUUUUUACACUUAUAGUGCUUUUUGUUGUUAAAAUGGUCUUUGCUUGGGACUAGUUUUUGAAUUACGUCAAAAUGUUUCAACAUCGAAUAUUUGGGGGGAGGGGUGGGGUAAAAUUUGUCCCUUUUUUGCUUUGACAAUAAUAAUAAUAAUUCAAAUUUUAAAUUUUAUUGCUUCCUAUUGCUUUUUCUCGCUGUACAAGUGUUUCCUUGUUACUAGUUCAUAAGAAAGGAUAACAAAGAGAUGACUUUACCAAUAUUAUUGAUAUUUUACGUAUCUAAGUGGAAAAAUAACAAGAAACAUUGAAAAAUCAGAAUAUGACUUCACUGUGACGUCAUCAUUGGGCGUGGCAAGUCAAAACUGGGUGUGGGGCUUCUUUGUACGGAGAUGAUCAUUGUGUGUAAAUUUCAUGACCCUAGCAUUAUUGGUUCCAGAGAUACAGAGGGGGGGUCCGAGGAGCCCCCCCCAGUCACAGAUUGACCAAAAAAGCCCAGUCUGAAUAGGGUUAAACAGAAAAAGAAAAUUCAUUACAGAGCGAUAUCAUUGUCAAAAGUUCACGGCAAAGGUAAGAAGAAAUCUGCGGUGUAGUAGUACAGAUGUCUCUGGGAAUCGAACCUCGGACCGCUGUGUAUUUAUUUAAAGUAUUUUCGUAGGUCACUGCCUUACUCACUUCUCAGUUUUUCCAAAUUUUAGAGAAGUAGUGUAAGUACAAGUGGACUACGAGUCCAAGUUUUCUACGAGCGAGUGUCAUGUUACUGGCCGGCUGGGAGGUCCGUACAAUGAAAAUCUGUGACCGAUGUCUUGAAAAUGCCGCCCGACCGACCCUAAGCUGGGAAAUAACAUGUUUACUUUUUUUGCUGUGAUAAAUUGGCCAAUAAACAACAAAGGCAACAAUCUUUAUUUACCGCUAUUCAGGUAAAAACAAAAAAAGAAAGUAUCAAAAACGAAUGAUAGAGAUUACAUAACUAUAUGUAUAAUUUCAGUCAGUGUGCAACAGUCAAAGUAGCAAAGCUUUCGAGUUGGCUGCUGCUUAUUUACAAAUAAAGAAAGCACCGAUGGAAACACUAAAAUAAUAAUUAAGACUGAACUAAUUCACAGAGCAAUAAAUGUAGUACAGUACUACAGAGUCGUUUUAAGUUUGUCAAUACUGUUUCACACAAUUUAGAGGCUAUAUAUACAGAUCCUACGUAAACAGGCAGCAUUUCUGCUUGCGGUCCUCUGCAUCAUUAUGUUUUGCUAUAUAUACCAAACGUAAAUUUGCCAAUGUUGGUCCUUUGACUUUUGGUUAAUGAAAAUUAUCCUCUGAGGCGUAUCUGGUGUUAUACUUUUGCAAAUUAGAGACUGUUCCAAGAGAAUCGUAAAGUAGUCUUGGCCUCGACAAGACUUUUUUCUUCAUUUUCCUUUAAUCCAGUCAGGUAAAAUAUGAUCUUAAUUCUCAAAACUUUCCAACAGUUAACGCUAUCUAUAUGUCUGUCCCGUAGUAGAUCAUUGGUCAAGAGAAUAACUUGACUAAUCAUAAAAAUUACAAUUUCCUCGAUUGUGAUUGGUUUAAAAAACUCCUAUUUCCCACUAAUUUACUAGUCAAGUUGUUAUCGGACACCUUGUUAUCGGACAGUUUAUUAUCGGACAGUUCAAUAAGCCAAUCACAUUCAAAGUUUAGUUAAAAUUAUCCAAUCACAUUUAAAGUGCAGUUUAAAUCAACCAAUCACUACCUUGGUUUCAAUCACCAUAGAAGCAAGUGUACAAACUCCAAAAUUGGGGCUUUCUUCAAAAUGGAGAAUUUUUUCCCUUGAACAAUGACUAUAUUUUAGAAGACAGUGACGAUUUCUUUUAUCCUGUGGCACAAAUCUGUAUGCCAACUAUCCAGACGAGUUCCUUUGUGGAUAUGUUGACAUGUUCAGAAGAAGUUCACCCCACCACAGCAUUGUUUUAUAUCGCUUCGCAACAACCGCGGCAAACGGAGGUAAACAUCCACUCGACUGAAAUACCACUGCACAGUACGAUAGUAUUUCCUCCCUCCAAAAUCCUCAGUUUGUUCAACAAAAUACAAGAACAACGGCAGUAGACCAAGCUAAGUUUUCCCCUUGUAUCGGACAGAGAAACUCGUCAGAAAUAAAUAAUAGUAAAACCGCAGCCUCCAAAACAUCGCUCGACUGAGCAAUUAAAUCAUGGAUGGCAGCAUAGGUAGAAUGUUGUAAUGCCAAAAUGCUUUAAACUGCCACUGAAAGACGAGAAUAAUUUGACGUUGCUAGCGGAUACGUGCCUGUACAAUCCAGCUCGAUAUCUGCGAUUAAUCAUAAAAAUUACAAUUUCCUUGAUUGUGAUUGGUUUAAAAAACUCCUAUUUCCGACUAAUUCACUUGUCAAGUUGUUAUCGGACAGUUUGUUAUCGGACACCUUGUUAUCGGACAGUUCAAUAAGCCAAUCACAUUCAAAGUUGUAGUUAAAAUUAAGCAAUCACAUUUAAAGUGUAGUUUAAAUCAACCAAUCACAACCUUGGUUUCAAUCACCAUAGAAACAAGUGUAGAAACUCCAAAAUUGGGGUUUUGUUCAAAAUGGAGAAUUUUUUCCCUUGAACAAUGACUAUAUUUUAGAAAACAGUGGUGAUUGCUUUUAUCCUAUGGCACAAAUGUUUCUGCGGACUAUCCAGACGAGUUCCUUUGUGGAUAUGUUGACAUGUUCAGAUGAAGUUCAGCCCUCCACUGCAUUGUUUUAUAUCGCUUCGCAACAACCGCGGCAAACGGAGGUAAACAUCCACCCGACUGAAAUACCACUGCACAGUUCGAUAGUAUUUCCUCUUCGAAAAUCCUCAUCUUGUUCCACAGAAUACAGGAGCAAUGGCAGUAGACCAAGCGAAGUUUUCCCCUUGUAUUGGACGGAGAAAUUUCAGAAAUAAACAAGCUUAAUAGUAAAACCGCAGCCUCCAAAAACAUCGCUCGAGCAACUAAAUCUAGGAUGGCAGCAUAGGUAGAAUGUUGUAAAGCCAACAACAUUAAUGCAUUAAUCUGCCAGUAAAAGACGAGAAUCAUUUCACAUUGCUAGCGGAUACGUGCCUGUACAAUCCAGCUCAACAUCUGCGAUUUAUUCAACAUUCCCUUUGCACAGUUCGGUGCCUGCAUGCAGCUUCGGUAAAUCCACUGCUGUAUGAGAAUGUUCGACCAGCAGUCCCGCCCCAAUCAGUUCAAACCAAGUUUCUUCAUUAGCAAAUGUGGCAGAAUUCACCGGUAUGCCGUCGUCCAAGUACAGCAUGGCCACAAAAUAAAAUCUCUCGGCGCCAUUUUAAAUUUUAAACAGUUUUGUGUUUAAAACACCAGCAACUUGAGAGAAAGUCCCCGUCCCGAAAAGCCAAGGAAACGAAGAAUCAUCAUUGACUCUGGCUCUGAUGUUUACAACUUGAAGUAAGCUGUCUAUCGACUCCAACUCAGCUUAAAAACCUUGAAUUUUGUACGAAAAACUGCCCUGCAGGCUAGCGUUCGGAAGUUUAACCAAUUUCUGCAAAGUUCUGCGCAGUUGUGCGUUUUUCACGCAUGGUUGCGUUUUUGACUGACAUAAGACUUGUUUUACGCUCGUCACUUGGCAACCAGCAAAUCAUUUUGAAUGUUGUCAAUUUCAGAGCCGCAUUUUUAUAACUUGGCUAUUUUCCUUUUCUCGGAAAUUGUAAUUUUUAUGAUUAAUUGGUAAUAAGACUUUGUGUCGUCCAAUUCAGUCUGUAAUCAUACUCGUGAUAAACAAAUCAGACUCCCGCUGCGCGGUCGUCCGAUUUUGUUAUCACUCGUAUGAUUGCAGACCGAAUUGGACUCCACUCAGUCCUAUGAUCAUUACUUAUUCAACAUUCCCUUUGCACAGUUCGGUGCCUCCGUGCCUGCAGCUUCGGCAAAUCCACCAGUUGUAUGAAAAUGUUCGACCAGCAGUUCCGCCCCAAUCAGUUCAAACCAAGCUUCUUCAUUAGCGAAUGUGGCAGAAUUCACCGGUAUGCCGUUGUCCAAGUACAGCAUGGCCACAAAAUAAAAUCUCUCGGCGCCAUUUUAAAUUUUAAACGGUGUUAAAACACCAGCAACUUGAGAGAAAGUCCAAAGUUACAGCUUGAAAUGAGCUGUCUAUCGACUCCGGCUCAGCUUAAAAACCUUGAAUUUUGCAGCAAAAACUGCCCUGGCUAGCGUUCGGAAUUUUAACCUACUUCUGCAAAGUUCUGCGCAGUUGUGCGUUUUUCAUGCAUGGUUGCGUUUUUGUCUGACGUAAGACUUGUUUUUCGCUCGUCACUGGCAACCAGUAAAUCCAUUUUGAAUGUUGUCAAUUUCAGAGCGGCAUUUUUAUAACUUGGCUAUUUUCCUUUUCUCGGAAAUUGUAAUUUUUAUGAUUAAUUGGUAAUAAGACUUCGUGUCGUCCAAUUCAGUCUGUAAUCAUACUCGUGAUAAACAAAUCGGACUCCCCCUGUGCGGUCGUCCGAUUUUGUUAUCACUCGUAUGAUUGCAGACCGAAUUGGACUCCACUCAGUCCUAUUACCAUUAUUUAUUAUGAAACAGAUUACAGAUGUGAAGUCCGUUAAUAUAAAUCAUAAGUAAGAACCAAUCAGUAUGCGAGAACAAUUUUAAAUAUUAAAUAAUUAGCAAUUAUUGAAUACGGCUUUCGUAAGAUAUGAAGAAUUCUACAGAUCUAGGAGGUUGUCAUCCACCGAGGCCAUUCAAAUUAUAUCCCCGUUCUUAAUAGUCUCCUUCGCAGCCGUUCUUUGUUUUUCUGCUCACCAAAAAUAACACCAGGUUUUCUCGGUCAAAGGUUCAAAGGUUCAAUAACCUGCUGCGGGCUGCACUUUUGACGUCAUUGGUUCAAUGUGACAAACUUGACUUAUGACGUCAUUGGUUCAGAUUAUGGUGAAUUAUGCGCGUGGUUUUGACCAAUCAGAAACAGGAAAAUAUUUUUAAUGAAUAAUAAUUAACAAUUAUUCCAGGAGCGUGCGUUGGAUAUGAGAUCAUGGAUAGCCGGCAACGAGGCGCCUAGCACCGAGCUGGCUGUAAUCAUCUCAAAUCCAACAAGCGCAAGUGGAAUAAUUGUUUUUGCAACAAUGCUCUCAAAAUACAGAAAACUAAAAUAAAAUUAAAAGAAAAACGCCCCCCCCCCCCCGCCACCGAAAAAAAAUUACUAUGCACGCGCUUACCAUUUUUGUAGAGGGUUGUAUAAAUAUGUUAUUGACCAAGCGUCUUUUCUGCAUGUUUAUGAACCGUAUACGCGCACAAAAAAAAAAAAAAGAAAAGAAAAACCGAGGCCAAUAUCCAGCCAUCUUGACCGAAAAAGCUUGGUCAAUAAAGGAUAUAUUAUUUUAUUAUUUGGUUUUCAAAGAAAUCUAUCUCGCGGGACACAGCGGGUAGUCCCGAGCGGGCAAGAUGGCUCCAUCUUGCCCGCUCACGGAACUAGCCAUAUAAUAAAAUGGUUUAUAGCUCCUGCGACUAAGCCAAUAAAAACUCCUGAAUUGCAUUAUCUAAUGAUUCAGUUGUUAGAAGUGUGUUUUUUUUAAACAUUAUUAUUGGGCUUUAUAAAUACGGAAUGUGGUGCCAUGUUUAAUAGUAGGUGUUCGCUAACCUCCUUGAAGAUCAUUGCACCCUAUUUUCGUAACAAGUGUUGCUCUAACAUUUUUUUCUAUUUUGUUAUUGCUGAUCAGAAAUGUUGCCGGUAUAGAUUCUUCACGACGGUGAUCACGUAUUUGCGCGGCGGGUGCCCCAUACCCUGAGAGAGGUCCUCUGCAGAACACAGACGCAAAGCAAUGAAGCAAUGCCAAGCGUGACAAGUUCUUUCUCGUCAAUUUUGGGGAAUAAUGGGAGUUCUGACAUUUUUAUAGGUAGCUACUGAGUGUGUUGGAUGCGGUCGCCUGACCAACUGCUGAAGCCUCGUUAGUCUGAUAAUUGGUUGAAAUUUUUGUAAACGAAGCGGGAUAAAUAAAAAUUUGCUUAGCAGAAAAUGAACAGGUCUGGUGUGUGUAUAUUGCAGGAUUCAGAUUCGGGACAGCAGACUGUAGACUAACCCUAACAUGGACCAAAUAUUAGCUAAAAAUUUACCAUAACUCUGGAGAUUAGUUUUGGCGCUAAUAUUAACCUUGCAGUCAGCAGUCUGCAGUCUGUGUUUUACCUCGAUUUGCUUCCAUAUCGCUCCAGCAACUUACGACUAACAGUUUGCAUGUGAUCGCCAGGAUUAUAUCGUUACGGCAUAAUUAAAAUACUCCAGAGAACCAGCGGCAGUGAAUUCAAACAGCGGUGGUGAAUUCUCAUACAAGCGUACACCCUUGGAAAAUUCAAUGCAUCAUGUGCGCUGAGUACAGGGUGCCGUCUGCUCUAACCAAGUUCAGGAGCCCUUUACUAGGAGCCUGCAAAUCCUAUAAUAAGCCAAUGCAACGGAAGUUUCACAGACCAGUCUAUUUUUAGCUAUUUUCCCGCAAAGUAGGCCAGUUUCAGUCUACAUGAGCAGUCUACGUGAACAUGUUGGCAUCAUGUCGACAUGUUAACAUUAGUCCAUGCUUGUGAUUGCAAUUGGUCACUGACGUUCCUGUGGGAUCUGAAUUCGAGAUAAAUUCAAACUAAAAAUAGAUCGGUCUGGGAAAACGCCGUGACAGGAAUAUGAGGUGUUUCAGGCUCCUAGAAGCAGUCAGUAUUUUUUGCCAUGGAAAUGCAAACUAUGCAUGUUAUAUUAUACACCAUCACCUCCGAAAUUCAAAAAAAUUGCAAUGGGAUUUUCGGAGCGAAAUUUCUAAACAAAGGGAAACAAAUAUUUUAGCUGUCCUGCGCUUUUAAAAUCCCUUCAAAAGAGAUGUUUUCCCCUGCACUUUUCAAGAAACUACUUUCGAGACGGUCUUGUGCUUCGUGAUUAUCAUUCACGCAGGAGACUGUAGCCUGUGAGCAGGCUGACCUUUGAGUCACGCGCGCGAGCGACGAAGAGCAAAUCGAUCAGACAGGGAGGAGUGUGGGGAAGAGGUGCCAAGAAAGUGCACUUUCUCGUCUCGCGGCUUCGCCGCUCGAUUUCACGCUCGCGGCUACGCCGCGCGCGCCUGUGCUCCAUUCUCGCCUGCUGUACUCCAACGUGAGCCUGCUCGCAAGCUAAGGAGACUGGGAAUAGCACGACUUUCUAUUCGGUGAAGAGCGUCGAAGAUAAUUUUCCUGCCCAUAGUUCCGCGAGACACUCAGCUCCCAAAAAGCGCGGUAGUUCAAGACCAAACCUGAUUUUUUUCUCUUUAAACUUUUAAGUUUUCUAUUUCGGAUUUUAGAUGGAUGCAGAAAGAUGCGCGGACAACCAGUGCCCAAACGUGAAUACGCUUUGAAGAAACUGCCGAAGAAGUUUAUUUCCAGCUUGUAGGCCACUAUCUUCUAAAGGCGGCGAAAUACGAGAUACAAAAACCCUCAACUUGUCACGUAACAUUGUUUCGUUGCACUUUUUGGUCGAUGUUUCCCGUUUUUCACCUGGCGCGGUCAACUUGAAGAAAUGCGGCGCGCUGAUUGGUUGAUUUGCUAGGGCACGAGCAAAUUUGUUGCACGACAAGUUUUGAGUUUGAUGAAAAACGAGCAACAAAGCCAAAAUUUGUUGCUCAAAGUAGACCUGGGCUCUACUUUUCGCAACAACUUUCUUCAACCCGCAGCAAAUGUUUUUGUUGCGGGUCAAGUUAAUCAAGCAAGGUGAAAAACGGGAAACAUCGACGAAAACUUGCAACGAAACAAUGUUGCGCGACAAGUUGAGGGUUUUUGUAUCUCCUAUUUCGCCACCUUAAGUCUUGUUCUCAAGAUCUCGAAAAAGAAAAUCAACAAAACUUGUGUGGCUUCGAAAAUAAUCUUCAAGACAGUUUUUGGUAUUACAUAUUUGAAGUAAUUUCAUUAAAACAGCGUUCAACUGUCGGUUCAGUUACAAAAUGAUCCAAAAAGCAUAAUUCGAAAUGGUUUUGCGAUUUACUGGAAAUAAAACAUACAGAAUUUUAUUGAAUUUUGUUCAUAUUCUACUUUACUAUAGACCAUCAAUUAAGGCACUAUCAGCAUGUUCAUAUCUCUUCUGGAGCCCGUUUCUUGAAGCUCCCGGUAAUUACGGGGCCCGUUAAGCUGUUUUGUUUUCCAUUCCAGAGGGAGUUUCAAAAGGUUUGAAAAUUAUACAGUAAAGUCAUCAAAUAAAGAAACAGAAUGGACUUCAUCAGAGGUCAGAACACGCCCUACUUUUCUUGAGACUUUGAUAUUAGAAUCUGAUUCCGGGCCCGUUAAGUUACCGGGUCUUUCGAGGUUCGCGCAGAAUUCGUCAGUAUUUUACUGAUUUUCAGUUUGAAACACAUUAUACCUAACUUUACGCCAUUUCCAAUUGCUUACAUAGUGUUUAUAUCGAUCCAAUUAAGUGGAGAAGGUGAUUGAACAUGUCUAAUAUGUUACAGAAAAAAGAACUGUAUCGAGAGUGUAUCGAGGCACGCUAAUGUUGAACCGGGUAUUUCGAACCCCUGCUAUUUCGAACCAUUCUUCUUUGCCCCUCGGAGUUUAAAUCGAAAUAACGGGGUUCAUCAGUAUUCUAAUCGGUGAAGAUGAUCAUUCAUUACUGUGUUGCGAUAAUGAUUACUACUUUAAUACCAAGUGGAAAAUGGAGUCUUGGUCGUGUUGCGGCAACCUUAUAAUUACAGGGAAAUGCCCAAGAUUCUACCCUAAAGCUGCCAACGACCCAAUAAGUUUGUACAGAUCGAACAACGCAGAGUUUUUACGGUUCACUUCCGUUUCACACUCACAGAAUUUAAAUAAUUAUUCACAAUCAAACAGACUGUGCUUUACACGAAGAGCGGAACAACUUUUUAUGAGAGUCAAGAGUAAGUCAAGCAAAGCAAACAAGUUCCGUUGCUUUCUAAUCAGACGAUGUUUACGUGUGCGACUGUCUUGGUUAAUAUUCAUUUGCGACUUUUUUUUCACAUGCGUUUUCUAUUUUACAUAGACAGGGUUUCACAGUUGAAAGAAUUUGAAAUCAUAAUUUUGUAACAGAAACAGAUUAUAAAUGUUACAAACUCAUGAAACUUAAGGAGCUAGCAUAUAUUACACGCUAUUCAGUAAGAAUAAAAACAAUGACGCGAAAGCAGAGUCAACGUGGCAAACAUGCAGAAUGAUAAUAGAACACUUCAUUCCAUUGGACAAAUCCACGAUUAAACAAAACCGCUGUGGCAAAUAACAUUGGUUGUUAGAAUGACGCGGUUUUUUCAGAAACUUGUUCUGUUCUUGUUUGCUAGUCUAAAAAACAGGGCUUUAAAUAACAUAGAGCAAUAAUUACUAUUACGUUUUGAACAAGGUUUGAUGAGUAUCAAAUUCAAAGAAGAUUAUGGAUAGCCAGUGCAGUUAUUAGUAUUACUAGCAUCUGUAAUCGUUUUGGUAGGACGCGAUUUAGUCUUGGUUCAUUGCAGAUUGAGACAAAAGAAGUUGUUUAUGGCUUAUUAACUCAUGUUUAAGUCUAUGGACUUCAAAAUAACCGUGUUGAAUCGUUCUCAGUUAUAGAUACGUCUCAAAAUUUGACAAUCGAUUUUUUUUCUCAUGGCAGGUUCAACCAUUUCAAGUUAACGUCUUCCCUCACAGAGAAUUGUACAGGCCUUGAUUUGAGUAAAGGUAAGCUGAGCUAUUUAGAUAUGCCAGAUCAGUCAAAACAAAUCUAUGAAAGCUCAGUGGGCUCAACUUCGACAAACUUCUUCGUCGACAAACAUGACAAAAAAUUCACCGGAACAUUUUGAAAUGAUGAAAGCAAAAUGUCCUGUUUCGGCAGUUGUUGAGACCGACAGACAUUUAAAAAUCUCAUGUAAAUCUUUGUCUCUAUUCUGGACCCACCUGUUGCCUUAUCUUAUCACCAAAGACUAUUACCGAUAUUUUCAGCAAUAAUUCACACACGAAAUUUCUCCUCAAGUGCAGCGUAGCAGCGCAAGACACAAAAUAAUUUAAUGAUUGUUGAAAAUUACAAUCAAAAUUGCUUUUAUCUUCAGUUUGUUAUGUAAAACCGCACGAUGAAGGUGUUCUUACCGCUUUUCAGUUUCGUCAAAUUCAAUUCAGUAGUAGCUGAGACAACAGUGUACCAGUUUACCCAAUCAUCCACCCUGGGCUACCAGUGAGUACAAAUUUAUGGCAUUUGCUGAAUUCUCUAGUUUGUUACAGCAACAUUCUUUCGACGGUUUAAGGUUACCAGUAUACCUUCAAAUCGACAAUUUUCUUGAAAUUAGGAUUUUGGAGACAAAGUAACGGUCAAAGAGUAAUAUCUAAUUUCUGCAAAAAAUUGAAAAAGAAACCUAACUUUUGGCGGAGAAAUGGAGGUUUUAGGUUAUGGCCGGAGGUAAAAGUUACCCCUUUGACUGACAGCCCUAUAACGUGUAAUAAUCAACCGGGACCACUUUCGAGGGAUAGGAUUUUGUACAAGCCUUGAGCAUUAUUCGAGCAUUUAAGUAGCGUUUUCCUGGAAAAUUAUUAUUUUUUCCACAGAAUAUAGAAAUAAAAGUAUUUCCUUCAAGAGAAUGAAGACUUGACCUCUUCACUUAACUAUCACUGCAAGAAAGGGGACAAAGAGCAGACCAACAGAUCGUUUAGAGAAUUAUCUUCUGGCGUUUUGAAACUUUUACAUAAGUUGAUGUUAACUUGUUAUAUAAAGUAUACGUUUUUGUUAAGCGGUCUGAACUGUUAAGGUGUCAUGGUAGGUUGAUCGACAGUGUUUGGAAAUCGUGCUCUUAUGCGGGCGCUUUGAAAGAAAAUCCUUUCAACCUAUACAUUUUCCGAAAGCUUAAUAGUUAUAAAGUACAAUGAUAUCUUUGAAAUUUUCUAAAAAGUCAAUGUCGCAGUGAUAUUAAGAGAAAUACCCAGAAACACUGCUUCGCUUAAAUUGGUUCGUUUCCACGCAUGAAUUAUCAGAGCGGCGUCAUUAACAUCGCAAAUGUUUCCUAGCACAUCACCCUCACAAAAGGGGUCGGCGAUUUUCCAGAUGUGUGUGGGUGUGUGUUUUUUUACAGCCCCCUAAACUUUGAUAUUGUCAAUGCGGACGCACGAAAUUAAACAAAGCCCGACACGCAUUUUCGAAGGAAGUAUCCUUGAACAUGGCUGCCGAUUUUCAGCUAAUUCCGUCGGAACCCACGUAAACGAACUAAAAAUUUUCAUCCUUUUUAUUUUGCCAAGAAAACGACGAAAAAACGUUCUAUGAGGUUUCUAUGAUUAGCUGUUACACCCGCUUUCAGUGUUAUGUGCAUAGGCGACAUCUUCGUUCAUCUUUCGACAUGCUAUGUAACCUGGCCCAGAUCAAAAUGUUAACACAAAGUACUCUUUUACGGUCGAACUCGACGUUUAGUACUAAAAUGUGGAUUUAUUCGACAUCAAACUAAGGUUAGGAGUAUCAAGAAGUCAUUCUGUGAGAGAUAAAUCGACUGUUUUGAAUGUUUACAUCUUUUGAAUACUUAUGCUUUAGCGGCCUAAUUCUUCCGGAAGUCACCAUUGAGAGCUGAUCGACUACACGCAAAUCGUUUAAUUAUCUUGUAAAUGUGGAAACAUGCAAUGUUCGCAAAUCUUCUUCAGCCAUGUUAGGUCAGUAAUUAUCAUUCAUUUGUCAUUUCUUCCGCUAAUAAUAUGAAAAAUUGCCUAUUUCACAGCAAAACAGCCUUUAAAUAGCAUGUCGAAAGAUGGCAUGUCAAAAGAUGAAGGAAGAUGUCGCCUAUGCACGUGACACUGAAAGCAGGUGUAAAAUUGGUAUUAUGUUGUUCAACUUUACACCUAUUCGAUCUCCACAUAUUUUUAUAACCAUGCCUCAAGUAGCCAGAAAGGAAAAAUCUCGAGGUUGAACAAGCAAGCGAGCCAGCAAGCGCACCUUGCAUGCCAGUGCUCUGAGUGCUCACUGCGUCCAAACAAAUGAAAAACCGAGGAACAAAAUGCGCAUUCACUUUGGUUGUAGUACGACCCACGGUCACACAAAGCUUGGUCCACACUGGAUUCCUCGAUUCCAUUAGAUUUUCACCUCUUCGGCUUCUUUGAAGACGAAAUUUCCUUGCGUUUUCGUCCGGGCAUUAAGAAGAACAAAAGCUAAGCUUAUCAAGAACAAAAGCUAACUAGGGAUAAAAACCACCGAAUCAAGAAGAGUUCUCGUGCACGUAUCUUUCGUUCAACUAAAAUCACAUUACCCAUGACAACUGGCCGUGAAUUUUAAUUAGGAAUGGCAGAAACUUGGCAAUGCAUUGUCGGGGAUAAUGAGCUUCAAAUAUAGUUUUCCUCUUCCAUCUUAAAAAGUAAAAAAGCUCUUUUCCCCAUUUUUUUGCAAAAUAUUUAUCUCAGGUAUUUCAAUUUGAACAGCAUUUUUUUCCAUUUUUCCUAAAAUCCACCUACCAUGAUACCUUAAUUGUACUGAAACGUUAAAACUUCAGAAACCUUGCAGACUAUAUCUCAGAUUAAUUGUAAUGUCUCAGAUAUUUCUGCUUGCACGUGAUUGGUCUAUAUAUAAGCGUCAAGUGACUGAAUAUGCCCCAGCUAAAACGGGGGAAAAUCCUAGUGGCAUUCCACAAUUUUCUGAAGAUCCCGGGUGUGGCAAAAAAAUAUUUGAAGGAUAAUGAAACACAAUAGCCUCCGUUUGGCAUAAAAAUGUGCUCGGAUAUGUCCUUGGGCAAAGGGCUAGAAAUUUUUUCAAUGCAGGAAGGACUACUUGCCUGUCUUGGUUGGGUAAACUGUCAACUGACAAAUGGCAAUACAAUAACUGACAACUGACAAAUAAUCGAAACAACAAAUAACUGAGAACUGAAGUUUGUAGUCAGAUUUAUUAACAACAGACCAUUAAGGCCUUGCUCUUCAUGCCACGGGGAGAAGGGAAAUGUCUGCUGUUAUUUUAUUUUUUCCGGAAUAGUCAGAUAAAUGGUUAACUUUUCAAAAAUUGAACAAUUUCUAGAUUUUAUGAAAACUUUCCAAAGAAAUUUCCUUAUACCCAAUAUUUGUCACCGUUCCGAAAUUUUCGGAAUGUGUGAUUGACUUAGGCCGGAGGUUUUAUGUCUUUACUGUGAAAGGAACAACAGAUUCUUUUUCCUGUGGGUAAAAAUGUUCUUUCUUAUGCAAAAUAUUUUCAUUGUUCCUGCCAUGCAACAUGGCUGCUGUGCAAAACCUCUACACUUCUAGUCGCUUCAUGUCGCAGAAACCGGAAUAAGCUCCGGCCUGAUGGACCACUUGGUUCAUAUGCAGAAUUUACCUUACCUUACCUAACUGACCACUGACAACUGAGGGAUAAACGUCAACGCUGCUGAAAAGGUACCUUUGGAAUGUGCCCAAUUUGAUGUUGCAUUUUGCUAAGCAACCUUGCGUGGGACCUAAGCCGCCCAUCCGACAGUGUGUCUCUGUAGAUAAAAGGCGUAUGUCCAGCACUAAGGGAGGUACAGUUUUCCUUUGUUCCGCUAUCUGGACCGUGUACUCUGUGUACUGUCUGAACCCAUUUGAUAAGGAAAACAGUAGUAUUAUGCUCUACCCCACAGACUGAUUUACGAAGCGUGUCAAUGGCUGAACCAGUAUACGUUGUCAGUUAGAUGUGGGGGGUCCCAUGCUCAGCAGAGAUACCGUUCUGACUUCAAGUGAUCGAUAUAUAACUGCUAGUUGAUGUGAUGUUCGUAAGCUUCUCGUGAUUAGAAAUCUGCUCUUUUAGGCUUUAAAUUUAAACGUCUGAUCUCCUCAACGCUGUGAUCGAAUGGGAGAUAUCCAUGAGUAAUUCUCGAUGGUCAGCUAUUUUCUUAGGUUCCAACAGUCAAGUUUCUUCAUAAAUCACUUCACGACAAGAUGGGACCUUCGAUGUCUUAGCGCGAAUGCGUAUUACCUUUCUAGUUGAUGCUGGGAGAUUCUGCGCGGUGUAGCAAGCAUAGUUUAGCAGGUUGGCAAUUUUUAACUGAAACAAGGGGUACCAAUGCAUCCGUGAUCACUACUCGCUAACCUGCCAGCCCGGUAUUUUUUUGAGACAGCCAAACAGUGACUGAAAUAUUAUAUUGCUAGUGCCAGAACGCAGGUGCCAACUAGCAAAUACGAGCCCAACUGAGAUCCGAACAACUUGAGAUAAAUAAGCUAUACCGUGAAAUGAUGGAACCCCAAAGUGCCAGCUAGGCUCUGAGGUAAAACAAACAUUUACUACCUCAGAACAGGACGCUCAUAAAUAACUUAAAUUACAUCGAGAACUGCAACAACACACAACGACUACUUAUAAGAACCUGCGUACAUUUGAAAAUUAUGUACUAUUUUUGGAGACAUUUUGGGUAAUUUUCAUAUUGCGUUCUUGGGUAUUUUCUUGUUUUUAGAAUUCGGACUUCACAAGCAAUCACUAUGGCUCAAUUUUUUCGUACCCUUGCUGCCACCGUGUUUUUUAUGUUGGGUAAGUGGAACAUGUUUCUAACCAAUCCUUUCCGGCCCGACAGUGAUCAUCAUUGUCAUAUCUCUACCUAUGUAAAUACAGAGUCAAGCAUGCAGGUCCCACAAAUAUAGGAAUCCCUUACAGAGAACGGUAAUAAGAUCUGAAGAACUGGGUCCCUGAAGGAGAUGGAAUUAGCUUGCUUUUCCCUAAGUAGUUUUGUGAGAAGUGAAAUAUCUUAAUGUCUUUGUAAUGCUUACAUUUGGGGUCCUUCGACCUUCUUUCUUCUUUCAAGUCGCCAUGUACUGACUUGUAUAUGCUAGAGCCACGGCGGCUUGAUGGAAAUCGUUGUUUAGGUAACCCACAAAAAUCCGAAGUCAAAUAGCGUUGAACUGAACAAAGGACCUAAAAGUUACUGCAUUAGCGUUAUAGAAUUUGUUGUUUGUCAGUUUCGACUAUUGAUUUGUAGUUCAUCCUGCAAUAAAUUAAAAGAAGGUCUCCCUUCCAUAGACCUGAAAAAUGACGCUCAAAACGCCCAAAACCGUACAGUUCCGCUUUGGUUUUGAACAGUUUAUGAUUCCAUCGGAGUUUACACUAAAAGCUUAUUUUAGUGAACUUUGCAUUGGCCAUCGUUCUUGUCGUAUCGUGUAAAUUGGUAGAGCUGGAAAAAUGCUUUAAGUUGUGACGUGGGGUAGGGGAAGGCUGAGAGGCAAUAUUUCAUGAACGAAAUUGACUAAAGCAGCUUAUGCGUUGAAGAUAAAUCAGCACCCAGCCGUUACUGCAAGAAAAGGGUGUUCUUGAUAAGCCAUUAGCCUGAAAACAGACUUAAUCUCUACACUUCUUUCUUUCCUGCAGUUGUCGAGAUCUGCUGUUGGCCAUGUCCCCCAAAGAUGCGCCGUGAUAUGGAUGGCAAGCGUGGCGCUUACCCAACCCGGUAUCGGUGCAGCUGUGGCACUGUACUCUAUGAUCCAGGCUCAGAAUUAUGUUGCGACAAUAAUCGUUAUCCUAAACGCCGUGGUCACUUAUGCUGUGGUAAUCGAACAUACAACCGUUUUUCUCAGGUUUGCUGCGGAGGAGGCAAAGUGGAUUUGGGAUGUUGUGGGUAAGUGCAAUUCUUACAUGUACACGCCUUAUGAAGAAGCAACUGAGAAUACAUCUUUUCACAUCGCCAACAUUUUGCUUAUUGUAUAUCCUCUCCUUUCAAUGAAAAAUUUAGUCUUAAUUAGCGAAACGUAAACUGCUUUAGAAUUAUAUUAUUAAUAACUAUAACCAAGAGGCUUCUAGAAGGACACGAGGAAAAUUCACUCAUUUUAGUUUGAGUAAUAUACAGAUGUAACAGUACAUGCUAUCAGUAUACGAAUUUCAGUUACCAAAUCCAAAAAAGAGCGCGCUCUUGACAGCAACCUUGGCAAGAGAUGGGGAGCAAUAAAAUGUAAAUCAUUUUUUUCUCCAAGGUUUAAUUUUGGCUUAGAGGCCAAACCCUAGAAAGGAGAUCGUGUGAGUUGGUUUAAGUUAUUCUUUUUUUCAAUAUUCAUUAGGCUAAGCAAAACAAAUAGUUUGAGGGCAGCAGAUUUUUUUUUUUUAAAAAUGACAGACUCAAGGAAAAAAACAAAAAUCGACAGAAACGAUCCACUAGCCCGCCUGUCCAGCCCAAAUCCCUACCAGAGAAGAUCUUACCAUUAGAUUUUAAUCUGACGUGCUAGUGGAGUUUCAAAUAUCUCCGCCUGUUUGAAUUUUCUUCCCGGUCAUUUAGCAAAGUUUAUAGUAGAAUUUCUUAUUCUUAACUCACUCUUGAGCCGACCUUUCUCUGAUGCAGUUGUUCACUAAGAUCGUAGUAAAUUAACACAUCAUGAUCGUCAAUAACACUGCUUAUAAUCUACCGUACCAAAUAUUUUCGCUUGCAGGCGAUUGGUUUAAAAGCUUCACGUGCCUGAAUAUGCCCCACCUAAAACUGGGAAAUAUCCGAGUGAUGAUCCUUAGGUUUGAAAACUGCGCGAACUGCGAAAAAUAUUUGAGAGGAAUAGUCACAAAGGCCUGCAUUUGGCGCGAAAAUGUAUUCGCAUUGUCCUUGGGCAUUAUGGGCCGAUCGAUUAUUUAAACGAAGUCUAAGAUAUAACCAUUGUUUGGGGUUGAGCCGAGGUUAAGACGUUGUCUCGAUAAUCAACGGCUUAGUGAUGUUUAAAAUUUAUUACUAAAACACGAGUCAACCGGGUUUUCUCGAAUCAAAGCAUAUUCCUAUGGAAAUGCACUGUUUGCGGACUUAUUUUGCAUGCAAAUUCUGCAGCAUGGCUUCUAAAAGUCGCACAACAAAUUUCAGCGAACUAGAAAUAUUUAAUUUACCAGAUUGCGUAGAGACUUUCCAGACGUGGGAAGCAAAGGCUAUGACAGUAAAGCGUUGGCAAAAGAAGAAAAGGCGUGGGACGAAAUUUUAACGAAAUUUUUUAACUCCCAAAAUCCUAACGGUAUCAAAAGCGAACUCAGUCAGCUUCAAGGACGUUGGAGGCAGCUGAAU
Messenger RNA from Porites lobata, 20789 nucleotides. NCBI's taxonomy places the organism in Eukaryota, Metazoa, Cnidaria, Anthozoa, Scleractinia, Poritidae. The record is from the annotation of a GenBank genome assembly.